Molecule: messenger RNA, 2064 nt
Organism: Colletotrichum truncatum
Lineage: Eukaryota; Fungi; Ascomycota; Sordariomycetes; Glomerellales; Glomerellaceae
Product: sulfate permease
Biological process (GO): transmembrane transport
Cellular component (GO): plasma membrane
Molecular function (GO): sulfate transmembrane transporter activity
Source: RefSeq, a predicted model, not a curated record
AUGGUCAACAUCAAGGGAAAGAUUGAAGCCGUCAAAAACGAAAUCGUGACGGACACCAGCACCAGCCGUGCCCGUGACUUUAUUGUCUCAGGGGCUCCUAAAUUGCCCUCUGCAGCAGGAGUUUAUCUUCUCGAGAAGGUGCCUAUCGUACAGUGGCUGCCGAAAUACUCACCAAAAUGGCUCAUCACGGAUUUCAUCGCCGGUCUGACGGUAGGAGUCAUGCUCAUCCCGCAGUCCCUAGCGUACGCCAAAAUUGCCACUAUUCCCAUCGCGAACGGUCUGUACUCAAGUUGGUUGCCAGCCGCGUUUGCAGUAGUCAUGGGAACUUCGAAAGAUCUCUCAACCGGUCCCACUUCCAUUCUAGGUCUCCUGACGGCCGAAAUCGUGCAUGAUUUGAGCGCAGAGGGUUUCGACAUCACCAAGAUAGCAACAUCCGUUUCCCUCAUGGUGGGAGUCUAUUCACUCAUUAUUGGUCUCUUCGGUUUCGGCUUCCUAUUGGACUAUGUUUCCUACCCAGUCCUCACAGGCUUCAUCUCAGCCGCGGCUCUGGUCAUUGCUUUCGGCCAAGUUGGCUCCCUUGUCGGCCUGUCUAAUGUGCCAUCCGGUGUUUUCAACGUCAUUGGCGACGUCCUCAAACGACUUCCACACUGGGACGGCCCGACCUGCGGCAUUGGGCUUGGAACUCUCAUAAUUCUCAUCGGUCUCGAGAAGGUCGGCAAGAAAUGGGGCAAGCGCCAUUUCGCUAUCAAACUUCUGGCCAACUCCCGAGCCGUCAUUGUUCUCGUCAUCUUCACCCUCAUCAGCUACCUCGUCAACCGCGGCCGAGACAAGGCUGACUACGCUUGGAAAGUCAGUCAAGUCAGCACCCACGGUAUCACGAAACCCCUGAUUCCGGAGUCGAACCUCGUCAAGAAAGUUGCGACUAGAGCCAUUGCCCCACUCGUCGCCAGUACACUUGAACACUUGGCCGUCGGCAAGGCUUUUGGAAAGAAGAACAACUACCAGAUUGACCAGAGCCAGGAGCUGAAUUAUCUCGGUGUUGUCAACAUCGUCAACAGUUUCUUCAGCACAAUGCCAGUCGGCGGUGCCAUGUCCCGCACAGCUGUUGCUUCUGAGUGUGGCGUCAAGAGCCCUCUCACCGGAUUAUUUACAGCUGGCUUCAUCAUUUUGACACUUUACGUUCUUUCACCAGCAUUGUACUGGCUUCCUUCCUCGACCCUAUCUGCUAUUAUUAUUAUGGCGGUUGUUCACCUCUUCGGCCCUUUGUCACUCUUCUACCGCUUCUGGCGUAUCUCUUUUGCCGACUUUGUCGCCUCAAUGGUUUCCUUCUGGGUCACCAUCUUUGUCAGUGCUGAAAUCGGUAUUGGCGCCGCGGUUGGCUGGUCCAUCGCCUGGACGAUGCUGCGCUCAACUUUUGUCAAGCCCGUCAUCCACUCCAGCUCCAACAAUGCGACACAUACCAUCCCGCAACCCAUUACUCGCAUUGUCAGCACUGGUGGAGGGCCCGGCGUCGGCACUGAGAACCGCACCGAGAACGCGGGUAUCUCCAUCCCAGCUGAUACCAUCGUUGUCGACUUCAACGAUGCCAUCUUCUUCCCCAACGCCGAGCGCGCCAAGAACGCGACGCUUACAGCCAUCAAGCUGGUCUAUCCCCGCGUCGAAAGUAGUCUCAGCCAAGAUGACCGCGACCGCCACUGGAGUGUUGCUGCAGAGAAGCGGCUGGAGAGGCUGCGUGCGAAGAAUGAUAUCCGGCUCAAGGAGACGCCCCUUGCUGUCGUGGUUUGGGAUUUCACCAUGGUGCCGUUUAUCGACACCUCGGGUAUUCUGACGCUGAAGGGAUUGAAAGAUGAGAUUUGGACUCAUGCGGGCAAGAAUGUACAGAUUAGAAUGGUUGGCAUGUCAGACAAGGUGCGAAACCGCUUCUGGAGGGCGAAAUGGAAGCUUGUUGAUUUGGAAGAGUGGCGGGAUGACGAUGCUGACCUGGUAUACCCUUCCAUGGAGACUGCCAUCUGGGAUCGCGAGGGAGACUCAGGGGCUGAUGUUUCGAGUGAGAAGAAGGGAUGA